AUGGAUUUUAGAUCACAUGCUACUAUCAAAACCAAUCAGGAAAACGUUCGAUUGCAGUUCGCCUCAAAACUUAUCAUAUCGGAACCAUCAAGGAAUAAUCGGAAGAGAGCCGCUUUUGGAGAGGUUGGGAAUAAGCUGCGGGUUUCAAUAAAAAAAAAUGGCCAACUUCCAGAUCGCAAACAGGAUCGUCCUACAACCUUCAACUGCAUUGUACCAGUUGUUAUGCAGCCUUCUCAGCCUAAAACAACCACUACGGUAUUUUGCAAGGAUAUCAAGACUAAAAACGACAAAAUUGCUAAUGUAAAUAGAUCAAACAUAAAAAACCAAAACGGAGCUGUCGAGUCAUACUCCUGCAAGCAACUAGUUAUUGAUGACCCCGAUGAAGACUACAAAAAUGAUCCUAAUAUGGUUACGGAAUACAUUCCGGAUAUUUUUAAAUAUAUGAGAAGCAUGGAGGACAAGUAUCCUAUUAGGAAAGGUUUUCUCGAUGGUCGUGAGAUAACCCCAAAAAUGCGAGAAAUACUAGUCGACUGGCUGGUAGCGGUGCACCUGGAAUUCGAAAUGCAUCUGGAAACACUUCAUAUGUUUGUUAGUCUCAUCGACAGAUACAUACAGGACAACGAGCAAGUGGGGCUUGAUAUAUAUCAGUUAGUUGGGGCAUCUGCAUUGCUAAUAGCUGCUAAAUACGAAGAGUAUCGCUCUCCCUGCUUGAGUGAUUUGAAGUUCUUAUGCGGCAACGUUUAUUCUGAAAGGAAAAUUCUACAAAUGGAGAGAGACAUUCUGAAUAAGCUUGAUUUCGGCCUGGGUCGCCCCUUAUCCAUUCAUUUUCUGAGGAGGUAUAGUAAGAUUGCUAAGGUGCGCAGUAUCCACUAUAUUUUGGGUAAAUAUAUGCUGGAGCUAGCACUUAUUGAAUAUGGCAUGAGCCACGUAAAACCUUCUCUCCAAGCUGCUGCAGCUUGUUUUCUGUCAAUGGGAAUUUUGAAUGACGUUAGCGACUUGUCGAAGCUUUGGACUCCAACCCUUGUUCGUUAUACGGGUUACAAAUAUGCUGAGUUUGAAGAAGUUGUAAUUUGCUUUGCAAAAAUUUUGAUUCAGAGUGGUGCUUCUAAAUUUCAAACUAUCAGGAAAAAGUAUGCUGGACCGGAUUGUGCGGAAAUAAGUUCAAGUUCGUUGUUGAAAGGAUCUCUAGUGAGGAAGCUUUCUGGUAUGACAUUUAACUAG
Messenger RNA from Leptinotarsa decemlineata (Colorado potato beetle), 1221 nucleotides. Its product is annotated as G2/mitotic-specific cyclin-B2-like. Gene Ontology annotation, molecular function: cyclin-dependent protein serine/threonine kinase regulator activity. The record is from RefSeq and is a predicted model, not a curated record. NCBI's taxonomy places the organism in Eukaryota, Metazoa, Arthropoda, Insecta, Coleoptera, Chrysomelidae. Gene Ontology annotation, biological process: mitotic cell cycle phase transition.